Emiliania huxleyi CCMP1516 is the source of this 1053-nucleotide messenger RNA. RefSeq lists its product as hypothetical. The transcript is spliced from 6 exons. The annotation marks the transcript as partial. The record is from RefSeq and is a predicted model, not a curated record. Gene Ontology annotation, molecular function: microtubule binding; ATP binding; microtubule motor activity. Lineage: Eukaryota; Haptophyta; Isochrysidales; Noelaerhabdaceae. Gene Ontology annotation, biological process: microtubule-based movement.
GAGCGCAGGCGGCGGCGGCUGCUCCAGAACCAGCUGCAGGAGCUCAAGGGCUCGAUCCGGGUGAUGUGCCGCGUGCGGCCGACGGCGGCGGGCGAGGGCGCGGCGGUGGUGACGAUUCCGACCCCGACAGACGUGCUGGUGGCGCAGCCGGGGACGCGGGAGGGGCGGCGCUCGUUCGCCUUCGACCAGGCCUUCGGGCCCGGGUCGGGGCAGGAGGCCGUCUUUGAGGAGGUCGAGCCGUGCGUCGAGUCGGUGCUCGACGGGUUCAACGUCUGCAUCUUCGCCUACGGCCAGACUGGCUCGGGCAAGACCUUUACCAUGGAGGGGUCGUCGCGGGAGGAGGGGCUGGCGGGCAUCAACCCACGCGCGCUGCGCCGCCUCUUCGAGAUGAUCGCCGAGCGGAAGCAGCUGGCGGCGAUGGGCGGGCGCGGCGGCGGCGAGUCGGGCGGCUGGGAGUACGCUGUCUCGCUCUCCUACCUCGAGAUCUACAACGAGAACCUGCGCGACCUGCUGGGCGACGUCCCGGCGGCGCGCGCGGGCGGCGCCGCCGCCGCCCCCAAGAAGGGCAAGGAGAGGGCCUCCCUCGACAUCCGCUCCACUGGGGAGCAGGUCCAGGUGCUCGGGCUGAGCAGCCUGCAGGCAGACUUGUACUUCGCCGACGAGGUGGAGGAGGCGCUGCGCCGCGGCGGCGGCCGCCGCUCAGUCGCGGCGACAAAGUGCAACGCCUCGUCGUCACGAUCGCACCCAACCCUAGAUGCAGAGAGCUUGCAAGCUCUGCCUUCGCGGAGAGAGCGCCGCCACGCGCCACUGCACCUCGUCGACCUCGCCGGCUCGGAGCGCGUCAAAAAGUCGGACGUGUCGGGGCAGGCCACAGGCAUGCUGGAGGCUCAGGCCAUCAACAAGAGCCUCUCCGCGCUGGGCAACGUGAUGGCCAAGCUACAGGAGAAGGCGAAGCACGUGCCCUUCCGCGACUCGAAGCUGACGCAGCUGCUCGCCGACUCGCUCGGCGGCAACUCCAAGACCUUCAUGUUCGUCAAUAUCAACCCGUCUGCC